This is a messenger RNA of Racocetra persica, 1347 nucleotides long. NCBI's taxonomy places the organism in Eukaryota, Fungi, Glomeromycota, Glomeromycetes, Diversisporales, Gigasporaceae. The record is from the annotation of a GenBank genome assembly.
AUGAAAUCAUUUCUAAAAUCAUUAAAAGAAGAAUUUCAAAACCCUCUUGCAGCAAAUGUACAGCCAGUAGCUCAAACCAAUACACAACCAUUAGCUCCAACCAACGCGCAACCGUUUUCUUGUGAAAAUAUUCCUGGUAUACCACAAAAUGGGAAUGAAUAUUCUAAAUUAUUAGGUUAUUCUCUAUACUUUUUUGAAGCCCAAAGAAGUGGUGUUUUACCCGCAAAUAAUAGGAUCCCAUGGAGACAUAAUUCAGCGCUUACCGAUGGUCAUGAUGUUGGACUAGAUCUCACAGGGGGCUAUUACGAUGCAGGCGAUUAUUUAAAAUUCACAUUACCAUUAUCAUGGUCUUUAUCAAUCGUGUCAUGGGGCGCUCUUGAGUGGUUUGAUGGGUAUCAUUUGUCAGGUCAGACCGGACAUCUUUACGACAUGAUCAAAUGGGGCACUGAUUGGUUGCUUAAAGCUCAUCCCGCACCUACCGUAUUGUAUGUCGAGGUUGGUAUAGACACAGUGGAUCAUGAUUAUUGGGGUCCUGAUACUGGUAUGCCGUAUCCUCGACCAUCAUUUUGUAUCGACGCUUCGCGUCACGAAACCAAGCCACACCAAGUGUACACAGUUGCUGUUCCGCAAGCAAAAGAAGCAUACGAAUCCUCUCGUUAUGACGAUAAAUUGGUUUUCGCUGCAUUAUGGUUGUUUCAAGCAACAAACCAAGUUAGUUAUUUAGAUAGAGCAAUACACUAUUUUAACGAAUUUUCACAAGAUGAAUGGACUAGUGCAAUUAAUUGGGAUGACCAUUCAGGCGCGAAUUAUAUUUUACUUGCUAUGCUGACAGAGAGGGCAGGAAGAAAUUGUUCCCCAUGGAAGGCAGAGGCAGAAAAGUACUUAGAUGGAAUGGUGAAACAAAGACAUAAAGAAUGUCAUCAUACAAAUGGUGGAUUAUUAUGGCUUAAAGGUGAUAGCGAUAGUGCUUCACUAAAUGUGUCGCUUAAUAUUUCAUUCGCAUUACUUGUUUAUGCGCGCCAUGCAACAACCGCUGAUAAAACUCGAUCGUAUACGAAUUUUGCGUUAUCACAAAUUGAUUAUUUGUUGGGAAAGAAUCCGUUGAAUAAAGUUUAUGUCGUCGGUGCACAUCACAGUUCGCCAAAGAAUCCACAUCAUGCUGGUGCGAGUGGAGGAACUGAUAUCGGAAAUAUACGCCACCCGCCAGUGUCAAGGUAUGUUUUAUACGGCGCUGUUGUUGGAGGACCGGAUAAAAAAGACAAAUAUAACGAUGAUAGAGAAGAUUAUGCUAGAUCAGAGGUGACACUAGAUUAUAAUGCACCAUUUCAAAGUUUAAUGGCUUACCAA